Messenger RNA from Asparagus officinalis (garden asparagus), 1420 nucleotides. Its product is annotated as quinone oxidoreductase PIG3-like. The record is from RefSeq and is a predicted model, not a curated record. NCBI's taxonomy places the organism in Eukaryota, Viridiplantae, Streptophyta, Magnoliopsida, Asparagales, Asparagaceae. Bases 1 to 1074 code for a protein of 357 amino acids. Gene Ontology annotation, molecular function: oxidoreductase activity. The transcript is spliced from 7 exons.
AUGUCCUCCGUCGCGUUCAAGCCUCUCCCUCUCCUGCCCCAUUUCAAACCCCUCCUCCUCCAAAACCCUAACCACCGCCGCCGGCGAAUAAUCGUAACCAGCAGCAUGAAAGCUAUUACGGUAACAACCUCCGGCGAUCUCUCACUUCGAGAAGUCGGCGAUCCGCUGGCGAUCGGAGACGGCGAUGUCCUCAUCAAGGUCGCCGCCAUCCGCCUCUCAAUCGCGGCGAGGUACCGGCGGACAGAGAUUAUGAUCCCGAAGGAGUCGAGCCCGUACCCUGGCCUCGAGUGCUCCGGCACCGUUAUCGACGCUGGCCGGUCUGUGGAUCGCUGGAGGAUUGGGGACCAGGUCUGUGCUCUUCUUAAUGGAGGAGGGUAUGCAGAGAAGGUGGCGGUUCCAGCUUCCCAGGUUCUUCCCAUUCCUCAAGGUGUCUCCUUGAUAGAAGCCGCAAGUUUUCCUGAAGUAGCAUGUACUGUUUGGUCGACUGUCUUCAUGAUGAGUCAAUUGUCCACAGGGCAGACCUUUCUCAUUCAUGGGGGAUCCAGUGGAAUCGGCACCUUCGCCAUCCAGAUAGCUAAGUACCUUGGAGUUAAAGUAUUCGUUACAGCAGGAAACAAAGAAAAACUAGCUGCAUGCAAGAAUCUUGGUGCUGAUGUUUGCAUAAAUUAUAAGACUGAAGACUUUGUUGAACGGGUCAAAGAAGAGACUGGAGAUAAAGGUGUUGAUGUUGUACUGGAUCACAUUGGUGGGCCAUACUUGCAGCGAAAUCUUGACAGCUUGGCUAUGGAUGGAAGGCUUUUUAUCAUUGGUUGCAUGGAAGGCAUGGUUGCAGAUGUUAACCUUUCAUGUUUACUUUCCAAGAGGCUUACUGUUCAAGCUGCCAGGUUGAGGCAUAGAAGCCCUGAAAGCAAAGCAGUGAUUGUUGGAGAAGUGGAGAAGUAUGUUUGGCCAGCUAUAGCAGCAGGCCGAGUGAAGCCUGUGGUGUACAAGUAUCUUCCCCUGUCUGAAGCAGCGGAGGCACACAGGUUAAUGGCAAGCAGUGCCAAUAUCGGAAAGAUACUGUUACUUCCUUAGCAUGUUCGUAGCAAAAAAUCUGGGUCCUUGAAAGGAACAUUUCCGCUAUUGCGUUUCUUGAUCCUGGUUUGAGCAAUGCUGCAAUCUGCUGAGAACUUCUAGUUUCUGCAACAAUAAACUUGAGCGAUGGUUUGUUGCUGCGGAUAGAUUAUUUACGUAUCGGAUUCUUUCUUUUGGUUGCUCUUGUUCUUCGUGGUUUUACGAGUGAUUUUGUUGAAACUGCCAAAAGGGGAGAAGUUGAGUUAUUUGUAACAAGUUUUGUUAUGAACAAGUUGGUGAAUUUCUAGAAUGCAGACCAAGUGCUUGCCAAAAAAAUUUAUGUAAGAGUUGAGCUGAAUGAACUUUA